Ascochyta rabiei is the source of this 1281-nucleotide messenger RNA. RefSeq names its product Sphingolipid C4-monooxygenase. The transcript is spliced from 2 exons. Gene Ontology annotation, molecular function: oxidoreductase activity; iron ion binding. Lineage: Eukaryota; Fungi; Ascomycota; Dothideomycetes; Pleosporales; Didymellaceae. Gene Ontology annotation, biological process: lipid biosynthetic process. The coding region runs from base 1 to 1281 and encodes 426 amino acids. The record is from RefSeq and is a predicted model, not a curated record.
AUGGCGACCAACAUGACCUCGUCGCCGCCCUCGUCCUCGUCCUCGUACGACCUGCCGCCGCUGCCCGCAUACACCCUCCAGCCUCUCCCCCAGCUCGUCUCCUGGGCCUCGGACGCCGCCGUCCAGACAGCCCUGCCCAUCAUCGCGUACUGGGCCGUCUCGCUCGUCUUCCACGCAAUCGACGUAUUCGACCUCUUCGCCAAGUACCGCCUGCACACCCCCGCCGAAGUGCUCAAGCGCAACCACGUCACGCGAUGGGAGGUCUUUCGCGACGUCGUCCUGCAGCAGGUCAUCCAGUCCACGGCCCUCAUGGGCCUGGCGUACUAUGACGAUGCGCCCUCCACCGGCACAGCAGAGCACGACAUCGCCUGGUACGCCCAGAAGCUCCGGCUUGCCCAGCGCGCUGUUCCUUUCGUCUUGUCCACCGCCGGCCUCAACCCCGCCGCAUUGGCCUCCAAGCUGUCUGCAGCACAGCCCGCCCUGGCCUCGGUCGUCCUGGGAGGACGCUACGCUGCACUGCCUGCCUUUGCUUCGUGGGAGCUCAGCACGGCAAGCUUCCUGUACUGGUACGCCGUGCCCGCGAUCCAGUUCGUCGCCGCCAUCGUCAUCAUCGAUGCCUGGGAGUACAUGCUGCACCGCGCCAUGCACAUGAACAAGUGGCUCUAUGUCACCUUCCACUCGCGCCACCACCGUCUCUACGUUCCGUACGCGUACGGCGCCCUGUACAACCACCCGCUCGAGGGCUUUGCCUUGGACACCCUCGGCGGCGGGCUUGGAUACCUGCUCACGGGCAUGACGAUGCGCCAGUCCAUGUGGUUCUUCACCGGCUCCACCAUCAAGACCGUGCUCGACCACAGCGGCUACGAGUUCCCCUACGACCCGCUGCACUACAUCUUCCCCAACAACGCCGCCUACCACGACAUCCACCACCAGAGCUGGGGCAUCAAAACCAACUUCUCCCAACCUUUCUUCGUCUACCUCGACCGCCUCGGUGGCACCAUGUACGAGGGCGACACAUCAGCGAAAUACGAGCGUGCCCGCCGCACUGCGCAGGACAAGUUUGACCAGGAGAAGGAGAACGAGCUCAACGCAGUCUUGGCAGACGCUGCGACAAGUGACGAGAGUCUGCGCGCGCAGGGUGCCUCCACGCCUCGCAUCUCGCGCAAGAAAGCGUUGAGUAUCUCGUCGUCCGCCGGCAACUUCAAAGACCUGACAAACAAAGUCAACCAGAAUCUGCACGGCAGAGGAGCCGGCGUGCUACGGGCUGAGAGCUCGCGUUGA